GCCUGCCUUCACUAUGCCCCAAAUGAUUCACACUCACAUAUUGCUGAGCAAGUGAUUCGAAGUUUGAAUGAGGCAACAGGUGAUGGAAGGUCUAUUUCUAUACCAAAUGUGCCUAUUUUUGAGGGAAUGAAUCAGGAACAAGUCUGCAGCCUAACUCAAGAUGAGUUUAAUGUCCUAGAAUCAAAGUGCCAGGAGGACAUUGCAAAGCAAUGUGCACAAGAUGUGAUGAGGCACUAUGAAGGUAAAAACUAA
Messenger RNA from Paramuricea clavata, 252 nucleotides. Lineage: Eukaryota; Metazoa; Cnidaria; Anthozoa; Malacalcyonacea; Plexauridae. The record is from the annotation of a GenBank genome assembly.